AUGGCUUCUUCGACUGGAACCGGGUGGGCUCAGCUACGGCAGCAGGCCCGCUCGCUUGAGACGCAGACAGAAAACCUCUUCCAUACAUACGCCCAAUAUGCCUCCAUGACCAAACCGCCACCAACCCCUGCAGAGGAAGAACUUCGCCUAGAGUCGCAGCUCAAAGACCUUCUCCAACGAAGAGAGACCCUAAUCGCCCAACUGUCCCGCCUUCUCGACUCCGAAGCAACCCUGACCUCCUCCGCCCUCAAACAAAACAACCUAACCCGCCACCGCGAAAUCCUUACCGACCACCGCCGCGAACUAAACCGUCUAACCUCCGCCAUCGCCGAGACCCGCGACCGCGCAAACCUCCUCUCCAAUGUCCGCUCCGACAUCGACGCCUACCGCGCCUCCAACCCCGCCGCCGCAGAGGCGGAUUACAUGCUUGAGGAACGGGGGCGGAUCGACCAGAGCCAUAGCGUAAUGGAUGGAGUGUUGAGUCAGGCGUAUGCGAUUAAUGAGAAUUUCGGGUUGCAGAGGGAGACGCUGGCGAGUGUUAAUCGGAGGAUUGUGGGAGCUGCGAGUAAGGUUCCUGGGGUGAAUCAUUUGAUUGGGAAGAUUGGGUCGAAGAGGAGGAGGGAUGCGAUUAUUUUGGGGGCAUUUGUUGGGUUUUGUUUCUUGAUGUUAUUGAUUUUUAGAUGA
Messenger RNA from Aspergillus ruber CBS 135680, 684 nucleotides. RefSeq names its product putative vesicle transport v-SNARE protein Gos1. Gene Ontology annotation, molecular function: SNAP receptor activity. Gene Ontology annotation, biological process: vesicle fusion; endoplasmic reticulum to Golgi vesicle-mediated transport. The coding region runs from base 1 to 684 and encodes 227 amino acids. The transcript has 3 exons. NCBI's taxonomy places the organism in Eukaryota, Fungi, Ascomycota, Eurotiomycetes, Eurotiales, Aspergillaceae. Gene Ontology annotation, cellular component: Golgi membrane; SNARE complex; Golgi medial cisterna. The record is from RefSeq and is a predicted model, not a curated record.